This is a messenger RNA of Lepus europaeus (European hare), 971 nucleotides long. It is a transcript of the gene C1QC, whose product is annotated as complement C1q C chain. The record is from RefSeq and is a predicted model, not a curated record. The coding region runs from base 9 to 746 and encodes 245 amino acids. Gene Ontology annotation, molecular function: protein binding. NCBI's taxonomy places the organism in Eukaryota, Metazoa, Chordata, Mammalia, Lagomorpha, Leporidae. The transcript is spliced from 2 exons.
UCCCCAGCAUGGAUGUGGGGCUCGGCUCCCAGUCCCCGCUUGGGCUGCACCUGCUGCUGCUCCUGCUGGCCUUGCCACUCGGAAGCCAGGCCAGCGCAGACUGCUACGGCAUCCCGGGGAUGCCAGGCCUGCCCGGGACUCCCGGAAAGGACGGGCACGAUGGGCUGCCAGGGCCCAAGGGCGAGCCAGGAAUCCCAGCCGUCCCGGGGACACGAGGACCUAAGGGUCAGAAAGGAGAACCGGGCACACCUGGCCACCCCGGGAAAAACGGCCCCAUGGGAACCUCGGGGCCGCCGGGGGACCCUGGCCACAGGGGCCCCCCUGGGGAGCCGGGCGUGGAGGGCAGGUACAAGCAGAAGCACCAGUCGGUGUUCACGGUCACUCGGCAGACCGCCCAGUUCCCAGAGUCCAACAGCCUGGUCAGGUUCAACACGGCCAUCACCAACCCUCAAGGCGAUUACGACACGAGCACCGGCAAGUUCACCUGCAAAGUGCCUGGCCUCUAUUACUUUGUCUACCACACGUCACACACGGCCAACCUGUGCGUGCAGCUGUACCACAACGGGGCCAGGGUGACGGCCUUCUGCGACCACAUGGCCAACGCCAAGCAGGUCAGCUCGGGCGGGGUGCUGCUGCGGCUGCAGGUGGGCGAUGAGGUGUGGCUGGGCGUCAAUGACUACAACGGCAUGGUGGGCACCGAGGGCUCCGACAGCGUCUUCUCCGGCUUCCUGCUCUUCCCCGACUAGGGGCACAGCUGUCCCAGCCCCUCAGCUGCCUGCAGCCUUGCCCAGGCCUUUGUCCCCACCUGAUGAACUCCUCCUCCAGGAAGCCCGCCUUGAUCCCCUGUCCUAGGAGUUCUGUCUCUAAAUUCACUCCUUGUACCCAAUACCUUCUGGCACCCUCACUGGCUUUUUUCAGAUCUUGAAAGAAGCAGGGGGAAAUAGAAAGAAAAAAUAAAUCGGUAAACAUGC